Molecule: messenger RNA, 847 nt
Organism: Owenia fusiformis
Lineage: Eukaryota; Metazoa; Annelida; Polychaeta; Sabellida; Oweniidae
Source: the annotation of a GenBank genome assembly
GUAAUAUUGUUGUAAACAUCCAGUACGUUAUUUUUUGUAUAUAAAUACCCUCAAAUUUCAUGUUCUUCAAGCUGCAUAUAUAGAACCUGUACAAUAAACCGACGACAAGGGGAUCAUUCAAGAAUGAAGAUAUUAGUUGUGCUGCUAUUUGUUGUGGGAGUUUUGAAUGUGCAUUGUGCAUCAAUAACGAUUUCCUCAAAAGAGAAUGAUGACUUCAAAGUGAUCAAAAAUCACAAAGAUCUCACUGACGCUGUAUCGGAGCAUUGCGAACCAACUCAAGAAGACCUCUUGGGCCCAUUUUUUAAACCAGAUACAGCGGAAAAUAAUCACAUUUGUAUGCGAUAUAAAAAUUAUACCAUUCUACCGAAGAUCAGUAUAAAAGGAUACGUGAAGAAUGUGGACUGUGAUGCACUGAGUGGAGCGAAAAUUGAGAUUUGGCAGGCAGAUGAGGAAGGGGGAUACCACAAUGAUAAUACAUGCAGGGGAUACAUCCUCUCAGAUGAGAAUGGCUUCUAUAAUUUUGAAACAAUUCAUCCUGGACGUUAUGUAGUUAAUGGGCAGUUUAGGCCAGCCCACAUCCACAUUUUCACCACAAAGCCUGGAUAUCAUAGCCUAGUAACUCAGAUCUACUUUGAAAAUGAUCCGUAUUUGGGAGUUAGCGACGCAUGUCCACCUCCAUACUGUCACUCUAAUGAUCCUCAUAGAACAAUUAGUUUGGAGACAGUCGGGUCUACCAGACAAUCUGAGGGUUUUUUCGAUAUUGUUCUCGACAGCUAACACAAUAUAACGUUGCAGUCUCUAUAAUGGAGAGAUUUCGCCUCUGAACGUUUUUUAUAAUAAUAACGAA